Messenger RNA from Sus scrofa (pig), 2805 nucleotides. NCBI's taxonomy places the organism in Eukaryota, Metazoa, Chordata, Mammalia, Artiodactyla, Suidae. The record is from RefSeq and is a predicted model, not a curated record.
AUGCCCCCUGGGGGCCAGUGGGAGGUGACCAGAGGAGGGGCAAGAACAGUGUCUGCCUUUGUGGGGCAGAAAGGCCAGCAGCAGGCAGACCACAAGCCCAUACCUGUGGAGUAUGUGUCAGCAUGGCGGGCACACCGCGGCAGCGGGGAUGAGGGCAGAUGGGGUUGGGUCCAGCCAGCAUGGCCCGGCUCUCUCGCACCACCAACUCACUGUCCUCCUUCCAGGUGGUUCCACCCCAACAUCAGUGGGGUCGAGGCGGAGAAGCUGCUCCUGUCCAGGGGCCAGCACGGGAGCUUCCUGGCAAGACCCAGCCAGAGCUGCCCAGGUGGCUUCACGCUGUCCGUCAGGCGCCAUGACGAGGUGACCCACAUCAAGAUCCAGAGCACGGGCGACUACUACGAUCUCUACGGAGGGGAGAAGUUCGCGACACUGGCUGAGCUGGUGCAGCACUACACUGGCCAGCACGGGGGGCUGCUCCGAGAGCGCGGUGGGGCCCCGGUGGAGCUCCGGCACCCUCUGGGCUGCCAGGACCCCACAUCAGAACGGUGGUACCAUGGGCACCUGUCUGGCAAGGAGGCCGAGAAGCUGCUGACAGAGAAGGGGCGGCCCGGCAGCUUCCUGGUUCGGGAGAGUCAGAGCAAACCUGGGGACUUUGUGCUGUCGGUCCUCACACAGCUGCUGGAUAAGGCGGACUGCCAACCACGGGUCACUCACAUCAGGAUCCACUUCCAGCCGGAGGGGAAGUACGACGUGGGAGGUGGGGAGCAGUUCGACACCCUGGGAGAUCUGGUGGAACACUACAGGAAGAGCCCCAUGGUGGAGAGGUCAGGGGCCAUGGUGCACCUCGGGCAGCCCCUCAAGGCCACACGAAUCAAGGCUGCAAGCAUUGAGAGCCGCGUGCAGGAGCUCAACAAGGUCAUGGAUGCCAGCGAGAAGGCCAAGCAGGGCUUCUGGGAGGAGUUUGAGCUGCUGCAGCAGCAGGAAUGCCAGCUCCUGCAUCCCCGGAGGGAAGGGCAGCGGCUGGAGAACAAGCCCAAGAAUCGCUACAAGAACAUUCUUCCAUUUGAUACCACCCGUGUCGUGUUGCGUGACGUGGACAAGAAUGUGCCUGGGGCUGACUACAUCAAUGCCAACUACAUCAGGAGUGACCCAGAAGAGAAGCCAGGCCAUGGACUGGGCAAGUUGUACAUUGCCACCCAGGGCUGCCUGCAGACCACGGUAGCUGCCUUCUGGGCCAUGGUGCACCAGGAGAACACCCGUGUCAUUGUCAUGACCACCAGGGAGGUGGAGCGAGGCCGGAACAAGUGUUUCCGAUACUGGCCAGAGCUGCAUGGCAGCCAAGGGUAUGGCCACCUGCGUGUGCGCAACGUGGCUGAGCACUGGGCUCAGGGCUAUUGUGUGCGGGAGCUGCAGGUGUGGCAGCCAAACCAGGAGGAGUCGCAGCGCGUUGUGAAGCACUAUCAGUACUGCAGCUGGCCGGACCAUGGAGUCCCGGCCGAGCCUGCCGGCGUCCUGGGCUUCCUGGACGAGGUGAACCGGGCGCAGAACAGCAUGCCAGGGGCCGGACCCGUGGUGGUGCACUGCAGCGCGGGCAUCGGACGCACUGGCACCAUUAUUGUGAUUGACAUCCUAGUGGACAUCGUUCGCAGGCAGGGGCUGGACUGCGAUAUCGACGUCCCCAAGACGAUCCAGCUGGUGCGGCGACAGCGCUCCGGGAUGGUGCAGACGGAGGCGCAGUACAAGUUCGUGUACCUGGCGCUGCAGCGGUACAUCCAGGGACAGCAGCUGCGCCUGCGCGAGCAGGAGGCGGGGCCGGUCCGGGGCGGAGCCAGCGCGGGCAUCACCAUGGUGACCAGCGGUCCCUCCCCUCAGCGCGAGCCGCCUAAGGAGCACGACUCUCUGAACGUGGGCGCCUUGCCAGCCGACCGCGGCUGUAGCCCGGGACCCGCGCCGUCCCCGGCACCCGAGGCGACCCCAGAGGCCUCCGGUCGCGAGUACGAGAACCUGCUGGGCCUCAGGCCCUGAGAGCCCCGCGUGCGAGCGCCCUGAGUAGGGCUGGAGCCGUGCGAGGAGACGGGAGGCCAGCAAGGCCGGCCCUCGCGUUCCUCCGAGGGACUGUGUUUAGGACUGCAGACCAGCGCCCAUGCCAGAGCGCGCGGGGGAGGGCGCCCAGGCCUGCCCCUCAGACCUGCCCUAACCCGGCCUGCACGCCCAGGAAUGGGGAGGGGCGCUCAGGAGUUGUGUUGCUGGCCCUCCAGGGGCUCCCAGGCGAAGGUGGAGGAGGAGAGGCAGGGCUGCUGUUUGUCUUGGUGUGGUAUGGGAGGCCACCAGUGACCACCUGCAUGGCGCAGUGACCACGUGUGACUUUGUGUGAGCCACGUAUUUGAGUGUCACGGCCUGUAUUUGGCACAUGAGCAAGUGAGUGGCAGUCUGUGCUUGACCAGACUGUAGUCACCGGCGUUUGUGGCCCCUGCCCUGCAUCCUGUGCAUCCCCCCGUACCCCUUCGGAGCUGCUCCUCCCCCUGCCCACAGCCAUGGUCUGGGAUGUGGCCCAGGCAGUGGCUCAGUCCCUGCUGUGUCCAAGCCUGGCCCAGACCAUCACAUUGCCGUCAUGUGUGGAUAAAUGCUUGUUGAACGAGGGAAUGUGUGACGUGCUCCUGUGACCAUAUGAUGAGGGCGAGGCUCCAUGUGUGCAUGACUGGUGUGUGGCACUGUGACGUCACUGCACGUGGCCCAUAGUUGCAGCCUCGUGUCACAGAUGGCCCUGUGGCCCUGUGGUAUCCUCAGUAAAAUGCCUUAUUCUCA